Messenger RNA from Sinocyclocheilus rhinocerous, 1974 nucleotides. RefSeq names its product rac GTPase-activating protein 1-like. Lineage: Eukaryota; Metazoa; Chordata; Actinopteri; Cypriniformes; Cyprinidae. Bases 154 to 1974 code for a protein of 606 amino acids. The transcript is spliced from 17 exons. Gene Ontology annotation, biological process: mitotic cytokinesis; Rho protein signal transduction; mitotic spindle midzone assembly. Gene Ontology annotation, cellular component: midbody; spindle midzone; cleavage furrow. The record is from RefSeq and is a predicted model, not a curated record. Gene Ontology annotation, molecular function: GTPase activator activity.
AAACGCAACUCCUCUAGACGCUAACGUUAACAACAUAUCCGGGUAAACCAACCUGGUUGAACAAACCGGUGCGGUGCUGUUGUCCCUGGGGGAAAUUUUUUUGAAUCACAUUGUUUCAUACACAAGGCUGGGCGUCUACACAAAUCCGAGGACAUGGACACUGCUGUGAUCAAUCUUCACAGCAUUUUUGAAAGCAUGCGGGCACAAGUUGAUGUUCUCAAUGAAAGCAUUGAGCCCCAGUUCAUUCAGAUGGCUUUGAAUUUUGAGAACAGCCGUCGUAAAUGGCUGAGACUCGAGCAGGAGCUGAAUGCUUGUAAGGAGGUGCUCACCAAGGCUGAGACAGAGCGAGGAGCUCUAGAGGUCAAGCUCAAACAUGCCCGCAACCAAGUAGAUGUGGAGAUCCGUAGGAGACAGAAAGCUGAGGCUGACUGUGCAAAACUGGACCGUCAGAUCCAGCUAAUUCGGGAGCUGUUGGUGUCUGAAGGGUCCAGUAACAGCAUCCAGUUAAAUGAGGAGCAGCGCUCAGCUCUGGCCUUUCUGAACGCCCGUUCCCAGAAUCCUGCAAACCUCAACACUAGCCGACGACUGGCCACCAUUGAUGAAUCAGCCUCUAUCUUGUCAGACAUCAGUUAUGAUAAAACUGAUGAUUCUUUGGACUGGGACUCUUCUGCAAUCAGGGCUGUUCGUCUCAAGAAACGGCAAAAGAGACGCUCCUCCCGAAACCACACAGACGGCCCCCCUGCUGCUGCCAAGAGGUCCCGUUCCACCGGCCGUACCUCUGAGAAAGGUAAUGAGUCUCUGGUGGCUAAGACCACCAUGACGGUGCCUGCUGAUGGCGGACCCAUUGAAGCUGUCACCACAGUGGAGGCUGUUCCUUACUGGACCCGGAGCCGCCGAAAAACUGCUGCUCUGGAGUGGGACACUGCUGACACAGACUCUGUUCAGUGUAUGUCAAAUAUUUGCAGAGAUAUAGCCUCGGAUGCAGUGAUCAAGCCAGAGUCUUGUGUACCAUGUGGUAAGAGGAUCAAAUUUGGGAAGAUCUCCCUAAAGUGCAGGGACUGCCGUGUGGUGGCCCACCCCGAGUGCCGUGAGCGCUGCCCUCUGCCCUGCAUUCCAACCAUGACUGGGACUCCAGUGAAAUUUGAGGAGGGCAUCCUAGCAAAUUAUGUGUCCACCUCCUCUCCCAUGAUUCCUUCGCUAGUGGUGCACUGCGUUAAUGAGAUUGAGCAGAGAGGCCUGCAUGAGACUGGUCUGUACCGAGUGUCUGGCUCUGAUCGAGUGGUCAAGGACCUGAAAGAGAAGUUCCUGCGUGGGAAGACCGUUCCCUUGCUCAGCAAGGUGGAAGAUAUCCAUGCCAUCACUGGUCUCCUCAAGGACUUCCUGAGGAACCUCAAAGAACCCCUGCUGACCUUCCGCCUCAACCGUGCCUUCAUGGAUGCUGCUGAGCUGUCUGAUGAUGACAACAGCAUCGCCUUGAUGUAUCAGAACAUCAGUGAUCUUCCACAGCCCAACAGAGACACUCUGGCCUUUCUCAUCAUCCAUUUGCAGAGGGUGGCCCAGAGCAAAGAUACAAAGAUGGACAUAACCAAUCUGGCUCGGGUAUUUGGGCCCACAAUUUUGGGUUAUGCCGUGCCUGACCCAGAUCCAGUGACCAUCCUGCAGGACACAAAACGGCAGCCGAAAGUGAUUGAGCGUCUCUUGGGUCUGCCUGUGGAGUACUGGAGUCAGUUUAUGAUCAGCUACAACGACCAGGGUCGCAGUGAUCACAUGAUCAUCGAGAACUCCAAUGUCCACGCAACUCCUGAUAACAAAACAAGUAUGUUUGGGCCCCUUACGACUCCUGACCAGCAGAUGAGCAAGACCCCAUCAUCCAGCUCUCUCUCCCAGCGCAUGAAGAAUGCAACUCUCAAUGCAAUCACUCCAAAGUUUUCUAGCAGGAGCAGAGCUGCAGUCAGCGUCCCUCGCCUUUCUUGA